This is a messenger RNA of Zootermopsis nevadensis, 1269 nucleotides long. NCBI's taxonomy places the organism in Eukaryota, Metazoa, Arthropoda, Insecta, Blattodea, Termopsidae. The record is from RefSeq and is a predicted model, not a curated record.
CUGAUGUGUUUAAUUUUUGUUUUAGGCUGUCCACAAUAAGCUGAUGGAAGAUUAUGGGAUACCGACUUGGGGCUCAUACUUGAUAUUUGCAGUUGUUACCAUUAUAAUUGGGGCUCUGCUUGGUUUUGUGUUGGUGUGUAUGAUAGAUUUAAUUUACCCACCAAAACCUAUGCAAGUUCAAACCACAACUGAAGCGAACCUUGAAAAGGAGAAGGGAGAACAGGAGAGCAGUAGCAAGCAGUUUAGUGGCGAUGAUCUGGAUGAUGAUGUAAUCAGAGAUGAUAUGAUAGAUGAAGGAGGAUCAGACAUUGCUGCCUCUCAGAGUGGUUCAGACACAGAGGCAAAGGGAGACGAAGAAAAUUCCAAUGUUCGGAAACGUAAACCCAGGAAAGACGAUUAAUAUCAGGCCUGGUACUUACAGUAUCUAGCAAGGGUCUGUGCCAGUAGUCAGUACUACAUGAGGGGAGGUUAAUGGUGGAGUGCCGCUAGUAUUGGGUGAGGUUGGAAAGAUGUUACCACUUUGAGCUCAGGGUGUACAUAAUGUUGUGGGGAUGGCUGCACACCCAUUAACUUCACCACAUAGUAUUUAUUAUAGCAGUGCCUGAUAGGCAUUGCUUGUGAAGCACUAAAAUAUCUUGUAGGCCAGGAGAUACAAUGUAUGUUCUGUUCCAUCUGAAUUGUGCUUGGACAGACCAGUGAUGCAGGUUUCUGUUUUUUUUUGGUAUUGUUUACAAAAUUAUUUCGCUUCUCUUUGGCUAAGCAAUUGAAUUGGUAAUGAAACCUGUCUUAUUGGUCAGUCCAACAGCCAUGUCCACCCCAAAUUGUAAAUAUGUAGCAGGUAUUAUAUUCCAUGGGAGGCACCAAGGGGUGAAGUAAUUUGAUAUGCUGUAUGUAUAAAUAUAUAGCAAUAAGUAUGUAUUACUACUGUUACUACUACAAUAUGAUCGAGUGCCUAUUAUAUUCCCUAUACACAGUCCAGCUUUAGCCCUCACCUAAAAACUGUGAUAAAACUUUGAUCCUGAAAACAUUCCACAUUGUUGUAAGGGUCGGACUAAGAUAAAGGUAUUUGCUCUUGCUAACCUCAGUUUGUGUCAUGGUUAAUAUAAUAACUUGCAUACAAAUCACUCGUAGCAUUUACUAACUUCAUUACAAUAGACGUAUUAAAUCUUGUAACUGCUAAACCAACAUUUGGAACAUCUUCCAAAUAAAGAAAUAUGCUUUUGUUUUUGUGAUAAUAUCUGUCUAUUGUCAAUAAAUAUAUGGAGGAUA